Ceratitis capitata (Mediterranean fruit fly) is the source of this 1665-nucleotide messenger RNA. RefSeq names its product putative gustatory receptor 47b (gene Gr47b). The transcript has 3 exons. The record is from RefSeq and is a predicted model, not a curated record. Gene Ontology annotation, biological process: sensory perception of taste. Gene Ontology annotation, cellular component: membrane. Bases 207 to 1445 code for a protein of 412 amino acids. NCBI's taxonomy places the organism in Eukaryota, Metazoa, Arthropoda, Insecta, Diptera, Tephritidae.
AGUUUCAGGUGUAUUCGAAAUUUGAGGUGUAUUAACAGUGGUUAGAGCAAUUAUUAACACUCUUAUCAAUGAUCUAAUUGAUUGAUAAUUAAUUACACUCAUAUGGAAGGAGUUCAAAGGCGGCAACCUCUUAUUUCAAACAAUUUAAUUCAAGUCGGCGCUUAUUUCAAAUUGAAAGUGAGCCAUACCAGUUGUGCAUUAAAAAGAUGAAAGUGUAUACAGAAAAUAUUGACUCUAUUGAUCUUUGCUUCAAAUGGAUCUAUAAUAUUCUCUACUAUGGAGGCUGCCUUAGUUUUCAAUUACGUAGAAAGACACUACAACUAACGAAAGGCAAUAUUGUCUACACGCAUUUCAUACGGUCAGCAUUAAUACUAAGCUUCGUUGGUAGUAUAGCAUUGAAGAAUUCCAGCGGUUAUGGUUCAAAAGCAAUGCUCGACCAAUUAUCACCUGUUUUGAAAUUAAUACUCGGUUUUGAAACUUUCACAAGCACCGUGACAUACAUUGCCGUCACCAGCGCAAUGCAUGCAAACAGAUAUAAGCAUUUAAAAUUACUUUUCCAAUUUAAGGAGUUGGAUGAACAAAUGCAAGCGACUUACCCGAAAAUAAAAUGGAAUUAUCACAAAACAAUGCGUAAAUUCACGCCGAUAACACUAUGUGGCAUGUUUUACUACUAUGCGGUCUCAUUAAUUUAUGUUUUCAAUUUAUCCAAUUGCAACUGUGAUUACGCCACAACGCUUAUGUUUGCGCUGAGCUAUGCGAGCAUCACCAUUACGCCAGGCUGUACAUUUUUUCUACAUUUGGGUAUGAUGGACUUACAACGUAUACGCUACCGUCUCAUACAGCGGCUGCUGCGACAAGAAUAUUGCGGUUUGCGUAAGGAUGCUAGUAAGCAGUGUAAAUUUAAAUUACGCAUUACGCGCCUAAUUGACUAUUACAAACGGUAUAUUGAACUUAUCCUGCAAAUUAACGAUGUUUUUGGUGUGGUUUGUGGCAUUAGUUUGUUUCAUGAUUUUACUGUACUGACCAAUAUGACAUUCCUGAUGUGUCAAAAGGCAACGGAAAGUGGUACACGCUCGGAAGAGUAUGUAUUUAUAUUUCUAUUUAUGUUACCACGAAUUUAUAAGGUGACCAUAUAUGCUGUAUAUGGAUAUGUAACACAAAUGGAGCAACGCAAUUGCGCACAUGAGAUUCGGAUGAGUUCGAAGUAUUUUAGAUCUUCCUUGGUUAUGCGUAAUAAAUUGAGUGCAUUUCUACACUGGCAAAUGCAGAAAAAAUAUACAUUUUUGGUGGGAAGAAUGACGCGCUGUAAUCUUAUACUACUUUAUACGACCGUUAACAGCAUCGCCAGUAGUGUCAUUAUCCUAAUACAACUGCAAUUUCAGCAAAAUAGCAUUACGGAACGCAUGAAGAAUGGUAGAAUGUUGCAAGAUGUUGAACUUAUUUAAGGGAAAAUAAAUUUUUGCGUUUAAAAACAUAAUUAACAAAGCAUCAGUUUAAAUAUGUUAAGUAAAUAAAACUUAAGCCCAAGAGAAAGGAUUUCAACAAGACGAAGUUUUAUACAAAAAUCAUCUGAAAGCUUUUAAACGUUCUGACAACAAAAUAAAUACACAUUUUAUUUUUCGCGUCAACGAUUAUGUAAAACACAUAAAUAAUGUAAUUACUAUA